UCAAUUAAUCAUUAAUUAAUUGAAUAAUUAUUAAAUUUUAAUAUAAAUCCUUUUGUGAUCGUUGUUCACCCCAUCUAGCGAUACCACCCUUAAUGAAUUGUGUUUUCAUAUCAUUUCUUCCUAAAAUUAUUUAAAAAAUGCUGUUGAACCUAAAAUCCCAUCAAAAUACGUUUUUAAGGACUCUUAAGAACAAUAAAUUCGCUAUUUUAUAAAGACAUUGUAGCAAUACACGGUUUAAAACCAGUACGUAUCAACAAAACUGAGUGACAUUUCGUAAGCAAAGGAUACCACAAAAGAGAUUGAAUUUUGUAUAAGACUUACUUAGAAGUGAAUAGAAAUAGAAAACUAGAGUGCGAAAUAUUGAUUUUUGUACUUUUUUCCUUGUAUUUGAAUUCCAUUUUAUUAAACAGUUCUGAAGUAAUAUUGUGAAUCAUGUUUUAUUAUUUGGCCACUAGAUGGCAUAAGAUAGAUGUCAGAGGAAAUGUCAUUAAUGUCAUAAUUACAAACUGUCAGUUGAAAAUAACAUCAAUCAACUCAUAAGAUGCCAAAAAGAGUUUUAUUCACCAAAAUGGAUUCGAAUCUAAGAAUAACUUUUUAUUUAAUCAGAUUUCAAGACUAACUCCGAAUAAAAAAGAUGGUUUAUUUAAUUAAUAAGAAAUUAUGGGUGAAUAUUGUAUAAAUAGCGACAAAUUAAAAUUUAUCUAUCACGACCCCUACAUUUUUCUAAAAUCCGAAUGGCAAACUUGUUUUGGACCUAGCUACUAUUAUCUUGUAUACAGAUGGAUAAACGUGUUGUACUUAUUCUUCACGUGGAUCUUGUCGAUGAUAGAUCCAAAUAACCAAGAUUGCACUGAUUGGAGGUGCAAGUUUAAGUGGCUCAUUUACAUCACCGAUUGGAGUUAUACCGUUAUUCUGGUUCAAGCCGUUAUUUGCACGGUUGGAUUGACCAAUUGGACGGUUUGUUAUGAAAAUUGUAACCCAUGGAACGUCCCCGAUUGCGCGUUUACUUGGUACCGGAUCUAUUGGGCUACGAAUAUCCUCGCCACAGAUCUCGCCGUGGGCGUAACCAUAAUUUAUUGGACGUUGGUCUUCGACAGCUCCUACAUGUUGAUCGACUUUGUUAACAUUUCCAUACACAGUCUAAACACGGUCGUGAUAAUUUUAGAUUUACUCAUAGUGUCCCAUCCGAUUUAUUUCACUCAAUGUUACGUAACGAUCAUUUUCAUGACGAUUUAUACGAUUUUUACUUAUUUAUAUCAUCUUUGUGGCGGGACCAACCAUAGAAAAUUCGAGUAUAUUUAUAAAAUUUUGGAUUGGAAGUAUCCAAAGACUUGUUUUAUGGUUGUUGGAGGGGUUGGGGUUGUUAUCGUGGUUUUGCAUGGUGGGAUUUGUAUUUUGCAAGUGGUGAGAUCUUUGCUUGGGAAUAUUCUUAAUGGGAAUAUUAAUCAAAGGGAUUUGGAAAUUAUUAUUAGCUUAUAAUUAUUACUAAAAAUAAUUUUUUAUUUUGAUGUGUGAUUAAUUUUGGGGUGUGGUAACCAGUGGCGUGACCCCGAGGAGUGGCUGGGGGGAUAUUUGUCCGCGCGAGGUCACGCCGUCGUCGGAGCGCCGCGGCCGUCCGGUUGCUGCUGCUGCUGCUGCUCCUCGAAACCAAACCAGAUCAGAUCGCCGCGAGUUCGACCGUGCGCUUGGCCCCCGGGGGCAACCUGUCGGUUGGGCGUCGCGUCGCCGUCGCCGCAUUCCGACGCCGCUACCGGUCACGCAGGUAACGACCCGCGCACGGACCAAGGAGUGGAGGGGCCCCCACAUUGAAUCAAUCCAACGCCUUUAAAUAAUCAAACAAUCAAACUUCCGUUUAUAAAAAUUUAAAAAAAAACUCAAACAGCCUUUCUAAUAAUUUUUCGGCUUUUUCACACUUUCUUUAUCAAGCGUAAUUUAAUGUGAAAAGCUUCGCUCCUUAAUUAAUAACUCUUCUUAACGGAAUCAGUUGGUUAGCUCAACGACCUUGAGUUUGUUGCUAAACGACCGUGCUCUCGUUUCAAAACGAGAAUCGAACCGUUCGAAAAUAUGCAAAUAAAAUAUCACAAUUCA
This is a messenger RNA of Onthophagus taurus, 2088 nucleotides long. The record is from RefSeq and is a predicted model, not a curated record. NCBI's taxonomy places the organism in Eukaryota, Metazoa, Arthropoda, Insecta, Coleoptera, Scarabaeidae.